Leptinotarsa decemlineata (Colorado potato beetle) is the source of this 495-nucleotide messenger RNA. RefSeq names its product E3 ubiquitin-protein ligase MYCBP2-like. The record is from RefSeq and is a predicted model, not a curated record. NCBI's taxonomy places the organism in Eukaryota, Metazoa, Arthropoda, Insecta, Coleoptera, Chrysomelidae.
GAGUACUCUUUCCUGAAAGCGUGAAAUGGAUGAGUUUGGAUUUUGAUCCUGCAUGUUCGACAGUUCAACCGGAAGACUCGCUUCAACUUUUCGUUCCUGCUAUGAAUUACAAAUCAGAAAAGAAAUCUGGUGGUUGCUCAGAAGACAACGACACCCCUCCGAUGCCUUACUGGCCUGUCCUGCAUAGAUUCAGUGGGAGUUUGACGUGGCCUACGAAUUCGAUCAUCUUGCCUGGUAACGAGGUGAUCUUUUCCUUGGAAACCGCUUCGGAUUACUUGAAAGAUGACCGGAUCAGCGCCUAUGGAUUCAAGUGUCUCGUUCUAGGUUAUGAGUGGCCACCUGAAGGGACCACGAGUUUGAAUAUUGAACUCAAACAUCUAGAAUCCGAGUUGUCUUUCUUGGGGGGCAUGUGCGCUGCGAGUCUUCUGAAAAAGGAUAUUCUUCUUCCCGUCAUUGGUGGUAAGGCUUGAGACAUCAGUUAUCCUAUAAAUAUUG